Molecule: messenger RNA, 978 nt
Organism: Penicillium maclennaniae
Lineage: Eukaryota; Fungi; Ascomycota; Eurotiomycetes; Eurotiales; Aspergillaceae
Product: putative aldo-keto reductase (AKR)
Exons: 1
Coding region: 1-978 (325 amino acids)
Cellular component (GO): cytosol
Molecular function (GO): aldose reductase (NADPH) activity
Source: RefSeq, a predicted model, not a curated record
AUGUGGGAGAGGUACAGUCUGCGUCCAGCUCUCGACUCUGGUCCAGCUUUCAUGCCGGUCUUCCUCUACGGCACAGCCUGGAAAAAAGAACAGUCAGCCGAUCUCGUGUACAUCGCGGUCAAAGCCGGCUUCCGGGCGAUUGACACGGCUGCCCAACCGAGACACUAUCAGGAAGAUCUGGUGGGUGAUGGAAUCCGCAGGGCAAUUGCUGAUGGAAUUGUUCGCCGGGAAGACUUAUAUGUGAGUCCAUUCAAGCCAACAUCUCCAACUGACUCCUGCCUAACCCAAGCCAAGGUGCAAACCAAAUUCAGCCCUGUGGAGGCGCAGGACCCGAAUAACAUGCCGUAUCAUCCAGAGGCCUCCGUAACCGAACAGGUCCAAACAUCUGUCAUGUCCUCAUUGCACAAUUUACGACCAUCCUUUGACCCUGCUAGCGUAGACCAUGCCUACAUUGACGCGCUAGUGAUUCAUUCACCGCUGCGCACUUUGGAAUUGACUUUGGAAGCUUGGUCUGCACUGGAGACUUACGUGCCUCACCGGAUCCGGAACCUGGGCAUCUCCAACUGUUCUUUGCCUGUACUUCGCGAGCUAAACGACUCUCCCCAGGUCAAGGUGAAGCCUGCAGUGGUGCAAAACAGGUUCUAUGAGGACACUCUGUUUGACGUCUCUUUGCGUGCCUUCUGUCGCGACCAUCAGAUCAUCUACCAGAGUUUCUGGACCUUGACAGCCAACCCCGAUCUAGUGCGUUCCACACCCGUUCAGCAACUGGCUGCACAUACCGAUAUCAGCCCCGCAGCCGCCCUAUACGCUUUAGUGGUGAGCUUGAGCAACGUCGCUGUCUUGAAUGGCACGAAGGAUGAAGGACGCAUGAGAGAAGACCUGGCUGCGCCAACAAGAGUAGAGGAGUUCACGCAUGCACAGCCAGAGCAGUGGCAACAAAUUCGUGAGAAAUUUCGCGCAUUGAUCAAGGAAGAGUAG